Molecule: messenger RNA, 1644 nt
Organism: Caenorhabditis briggsae
Lineage: Eukaryota; Metazoa; Nematoda; Chromadorea; Rhabditida; Rhabditidae
Gene: Cbr-ctl-3
Product: Protein CBR-CTL-3
Exons: 6
Coding region: 1-1644 (547 amino acids)
Biological process (GO): hydrogen peroxide catabolic process; response to hydrogen peroxide
Cellular component (GO): mitochondrion; peroxisome; cytoplasm
Molecular function (GO): catalase activity; heme binding
Source: RefSeq, a predicted model, not a curated record
AUGCCAAAUCUCACGAUCGCUUCCGUUUCUAGAAGCAAUAUUCAUCGCCUUGCUCGUUGUUUUUUCAGUGUCGAUUCAACGAAAUACGCACAAUCAAAGGACCCCAAAAUGCCGAUGCUUCCGCAUGCGAUCAAUUUGUCCGGCGAUUCCCAGCCAGGAGCCAUUGCUGAUGAUCAGUUGAAGCAGUAUCGAGAUACACACAAGGAGCCACAUGUCCUCACAAUGUCCAAUGGAGCACCAAUCUACACAAAAACCGCCUCCUUGACAGCUGGAAGUCGUGGACCAAUGCUCUUGCAAGAUGUCGUUUUCUUGGAUGAAAUGGCUCAUUUCGAUCGCGAACGCAUUCCAGAGCGUGUCGUGCAUGCAAAAGGAGGCGGUGCUCAUGGAUACUUUGAAGUCACCCAUGAUAUCACGAAAUACUGUAAAGCUGAUAUGUUCAGUGAAAUCGGAAAGAAGACACCAAUGCUGGCUAGAUUCUCUACUGUCGGUGGAGAGAGUGGAUCCGCUGAUACUGCUCGCGAUCCACGUGGAUUUGCUCUCAAGUUUUACACUGAAGAAGGCAACUGGGAUUUGGUUGGAAACAACACUCCAAUCUUCUUCAUCCGUGACGCAAUCCAUUUCCCGAAUUUCAUUCACACCCAGAAAAGAAAUCCACGCACUCAUUUGAAAGAUCGCAAUGCUAUGUACGACUUCUGGAUUAACCGUCCUGAGUCGAUUCAUCAAGUAAUGUUCCUAUUCUCGGAUCGCGGAACUCCUGAUGGUUUCCGCCAUAUGAAUGGAUAUGGAUCUCAUGCAUUCAAGAUGGUCAACAAAGAAGGACAACCGAUUUAUUGCAAGUUCCAUUUCAAGCCGAAACAAGGAGUCAAGAAUCUGAGUGCUGCCGAUGCUAAUAAACUUGCUGGGGAUAAUCCAGACUAUGCUAUCGAAGAUUUGUUCAAUGCUAUCGAGAAGAAAAACUUCCCUGAAUGGACCUUGUUCAUCCAGGUGAUGACUUUCGAGCAGGCUGAAAAAUGGGAAAUGAAUCCAUUCGAUGUGACCAAGGUCUGGCCACAUGGAGAUUUCCCAUUGAUUGAAGUUGGAAAAAUGAUUCUUAACAGAAAUCCAAAAAACUAUUUCGCUGAGAUUGAGCAAUCUGCCUUCUGCCCAGCCCACGUUGUACCAGGAAUCGAAUUCUCGCCGGACAAGAUGCUUCAAGGACGUCUUUUCUCAUACACUGAUACUCACUAUCAUCGUCUCGGACCAAACUACAUCCAGCUGCCAGUCAACUGCCCAUACCGUUCUCGUGCUCACAACACCCAACGCGACGGAUUAAUGACGAUUGACAGCCAGGAGGAUGCUCCGAACUACUUCCCAAACAGUUUCAACGGAUACCGUACCCGGGAAGAUGUGAAAGAGUCGACAUUUGGAUUGACUGGUGACGUCGAUCGCUACGAAACAACCGAUGAUCACAACUUCGAACAACCACGUCAAUUCUGGGAGAAGGUGUUGAAAGAAGACGAGAGAGAUCGUUUGGUUGAGAAUUUCGCAGAUUCUUUGUCCGGAUGCUACGAGCAAAUUCAAGAGGGAAUGCUCAAAAUCUUCAGCAAGGUUCACCCAGAUUUCGGAAACGCCGUUCGUCAUGCGUUGUGCCAGAGGAAGAAGUAA